Vitrella brassicaformis is the source of this 2841-nucleotide messenger RNA. Lineage: Eukaryota; Vitrellaceae. The record is from the annotation of a GenBank genome assembly.
CGCGCUCACGGCUGCGGUCAACAUCCCGCGUGAUUCCCUCGUAUUUCUCAUUCGGUGAGUCCAGCUGCUGAGGGAACGCUGCCUGCCUUUCGGCUGCUGUUGGGCAUCUGGUGUCACACGAGUCCAUCCUUGGGUGAGCAGACGAGUCCUUUUGAUCCGCCGGUCCUUCUGGUAGCCAAACACGAGUUGUGCUGCGAGGAGCUCCUGCUCCUCUUCGAUCCGCGGGGAUGCGCCAAAUCAGCAUGUGCCGCUUCCUGCUGCCCGUCGCUCGCACGGACCAGGCGGAUCAAGGGCCUCAGCAGCGCCACGCGGACACAGGUGAGAUGGCCAUCACAUCACGCCACAGAUCUGCUUGAACAUCAUGAAUGAUGUGCUGAUGUGCUUUGGUUUCGAUGCAUGCCUUCAGAUUUCACCACUCCUGAGGCGCGGGCCAUCGCCAAGGAGAUCAUCACACAGCGACAGCUGGUGAGCCACACACCAACACCGACCAGACAGCCCAUGCUCCCUCAUAGUGUGGAUGUGUUUGCUGUUGUUGUCAGGCGUCCCCUCCGCCGAAUGCGUCGCUGUGCGGCUUCCAGCCAGAGAAGCUGGCCAACGUGUGUGAGCACAUACCCACACACGAGGCCAUUCGGCUGGGUCUCAUCAACAAGGCCAUGCAGGACACGUGCCAGUCGCCGUUCGUCGUCCGCCACCUCGACGUCACGCCAGCGUCACACAAGCUGUGGCGCAAGGCACCGAGGAGCGUCCUUCGGCAGCUGCGCGGCCGCCUCACUCGCCUGCAGACGGCCUCCAUCACCACAGAUGCGGAGGCCUACUCGCGAGGGCCGGACGAGGACCGGCUGGGCGAUGAGGCCGCCAGUGUGGACGGGCAACAAAGGGACGGCGGCGAUGGGGAGGACAGCGAGCUGCGAGAGGCUGACGGUGAGGAUGGGGCUGCAGACGAGGAGGGAAUCCGCAGACACGAUCGGGCCCACGGCCAUCGGUCGGUGUUCGCCAAGAUGCUUGAGGCCUCUGCUGCGUCGCUAAAGAAGUGUGGACUGGGGGACAAGACGCAGGAGAGGGUCAGAGAUCUGCCUGCUGGGAGCAAUGAGGCCCGGACGGUGGUGUUUGAGAAGCUGGAGGCGGUGGUGCUGGCUGGCGCGUUGUGGGCAGAUGCCGCUUAUUCGCGAGCGUGGACGCUUCCCGCCAUCAAGGCGUUCGUCGGCGUAUGGGAGUCAGAGACGAUUCCCCAACACGUCCAGCAGCUGACGGGGUGGAUCCAGGCGUCCAAGUCCCUUACGCACGUCCACUCAUGCGACAUUGACCCGUCUGACCUGGCUGAGGCCUUGUCGGCCGCCCCAUCCCUCACCCACCUGACCACCUUGGGCUGCAUCGGCAUCCAAGGGACCGACGCUUCCUCAUGGGAGCCGCUGCUGAGUGUGAUAGAGAAGCAGGGGGCGGUGGGGCGCAUCGAGAGCCUCGGCAUCUGGUACAACUUGCCGGUCUCGGCCGACACAGAGGACCUGCAAGAGGACCCUGCUGUGUACGAGGGCAUUCGUGCCAGCCUGAGUGCGCUUGAGGGGGUCGUCCGUCGCCUGGCUGGUCGGCGCAUCUCAGCGGCGGAUAUGGAGGUGACGGCCAUCCCUGUCCCACUAGGUGUCAUGGCCUCUCGCCGAUGGAGCGAGCAUGUCAUGGCCAAUGUGGUCAGACGGACACCGCACGUCGACCACAACGCAGCUCAGUCAUCGGCCUCUGGCAGCAACCAGACGGCCGGUCGGAAAGGUGCCCUCUUCCCCAACAUGGUGCCUCGAGAUGGUGAUGGUGACGCGAGUGGGAGAGGGGCAGAAGCCGACAGCACACCCACUCAGCGCCCCUUCCAGCUGCUGAUCUACAUGCCCGGCAUUUUCGACGACAAGCUGCUGCGUCUGGAUCUAACGGCCUCCGACGUGCUGCCCAGGAAGGUGAUCCGCGAGAUGGCCCGUGUGGCUCCCUGCCUGCAUGUGAGGAGCGCCCCGUCUCAUCAGGAUGCGCUUCGAGGGAGCUUGGGCGACUGUGUGUUUGAGUCGGCCAAUUGUCUGAAGCUCCUCGUCAACCAGCCAUCCCAUGUCCUGCCCCUUGUCCCGCCCCCUCUCUCAUCCAGAGUGCGCCGCUUCCCAAAGUUGACCGUCGCCACCGUCCAUGCCUCUUCGCCUUCGAUGGAAGCGCUGGAUACGAUGGGCAUUCGUCCGUUCCUGAGAGAGGUGGGGGGGCCGCCAGAGGAGGUCGUCAUCGGGGUUGGUGACGGGUCGCUGGACCCUCAGACCGAGAUGGCCAGAGCUCGGGGACUGGCGGAGUUUAGCGUUGAGUGCAUCAGUGAGAUGGGGGUCUCCCGCCUGAGGACGUUCGCGCUUGUCCACUGCCACGCAACGACCACUGCCGAGGUGACAGUAUUGCCACAUCUCCUCACGACACCCAGGCUUGCCGCCCGCCUCCCUCCCAUCCAGCUGCUCGCAUUAGCCUCCCCCUACUGCGUCCACGACCGAUUUGGCACCGUGCAGAUGGACUUCAUCAUGUCCGUCGUCAACAGCACGCCCGGCCUGCAGCGGGUGGUCUUCAAGAGUAUGACGGAGAUUGUGGAGAGCCAGCUUCCAGGCCGGCUGUGGCACUAUCGUGCCUAUCUGGCUACCGCUGCGGUCGACGAGGCCCUCGCGUCGGCGGGAUCGCCAUUUGUUGUGGUGUCAGCUGAUGACAUCACACUCACGCUGGCGCGAUGAAGGAGGGAUCGGUAGUUGAUGGGUCGAUGGAUGGAUGGAUGGAUGGGAGAGAUAGAUAGAUGGAUGUGUCUGUCGGUGUAGCGAUCUGUGGCUGGCUGAUGGAAGUGGG